AUCGGUUAACUAAGACCCAUCUAUCCAGCAAUGUCGACUAGGGUCCCAACACAUCUCAUGUGAAAAAAAACUCUCUAUUUCUGUCGCCGAUCAAUGUCUAAACUAUAUCUAAUUGAAUUUUCUCACAGAAAAGGUCUCCGAACUCUUAAUCAAAAUCUUAUUCUAGCUUGUUAAUCUUUGAAUCAAUACCUCGAGAAAAACCCCUAAUUGAAAUUUUAUAACCCUAAAAAUUUGGUUUUGUUUGGGAAAUCGAUUCAGUGAUAGUUGAUUCUGCUCAACUCACUUACUCAGUUCGUUGCAGUUUUUGUUUGAUGAUUUUUUAUUUAUUUUUUUAACCUAAAAAUUGUUUUUUUUGUUUACUCUUUCCAAAUGAAACAGCAGACGAGUUUAUGAACAAGAAGAAGACUGCUACAAUUAAGGAAAAGUCUUAUCAUAGAACAGUACCAGCUGCAAAAGCCAAGUAACGUAGACAGAAAAAGACGAGUCUGCUAGCUACCAUGAGUACAGAUCAGGCCCAAGUUCAUCCAGAGGAAUCUCCCAUAAAUUUUAAUCUGCCCACACGGGAGGGUCAGGUGACCGAGAAGCCAAGUGGGGGUCUUCUAGAUUUUAUUAGGGUUCCUAAAUUGAGUGAGUAUGGAACUGUAGAGUACAUUGUUAUUCCAACACGUUCUUAUUGGUUGGAGAUCAUUCGCGAGGAUUGGGGAGCCACUGACGAGGAAAUUAUAGCUUGUAUCAAAGCUGCCCCUCAGCGAUCACGAUUCAAAAUUGAAGUGUGUGGUUCCUAUAUGGGACACGGGGUUAUUGUACGUGCUAAUAGUAGGAGAAAUCCAAUAGUUGUUAAAUGUACGGUUGUUGAUGAUCGUGUUUCUCCGUUCUAUCACGAGUUACUAGGAGUGUCUCUGGGUAUGAAGCUCGCCAUGAAAUACAAAAUUGUCUAUUUUGAUUUGAAUUGCGUGUCUGAGGUUGUUGCAGAGUAUGUUAUGCGGACUUGGGAUAUGAAGAAUGAAUGUGGUUGCCCACCAAGAGAUAAAAAGGACUAUUGUGUCAAAUGUUCAGAAAGUAUGUUGGAUGCUAUUGGUGAAAGGCAGAACGCAGAUAAAAUUUCUGCUGUAGUUGAUGAAAUUUUUUAUGAUGCUUUAGAGUUUGGAGAGGAAGGUUUUCUAGACUUUUAUCUAUAUCCUAUUAAAUUAUCAAGAGCUAAAGCUGUUUGUCAUUUAGCGAAGUCAGGAGUAGACCGGGAGAUGAGAAUUCAUGAAAUUGAAGAGGAUGCAGAACUAGCAGAGAUUCUUUAUAAAGAAGUUUUCGGUCAUGGAUCUGAAGAGGAGGUGGGAUUACAGAAACAGCAGCUGAUGUUGCGGAAACAAGAAAGGAAAUUGCAGAAACAAAAGAAUCUGGCUGCAGAGGGUGCUUAACAAGAGAGCCUUUGGAGACAGUAAAACCUAAUUGAUUUGUCAGCUGCAUUCUUGGAAGAUGUCAACAACUCAUUUUGUAAUAGUUUAAGGUCCAACUACAUUAGUAGAAAGGAUAACUUAUAAGCUUGCUACUAAGUUAUAGAAUGUGCUGGAGACUGUAUUUAUUUCACUCUGUCAUUGCUUAGGAGUCUCUAAUUCUGUAUAACUCUUUGUGAAGGUUAUUCUGUUUUGGCAGUGCUGCAAGCUGAACUAAAAUUAAAUUCCGAAACCACUGUUGGUUAGAAAUUCUGAGCAUCUUUAUGGCCA
Messenger RNA from Papaver somniferum (opium poppy), 1718 nucleotides. RefSeq lists its product as uncharacterized. The transcript is spliced from 6 exons. Lineage: Eukaryota; Viridiplantae; Streptophyta; Magnoliopsida; Ranunculales; Papaveraceae. The coding region runs from base 498 to 1412 and encodes 304 amino acids. The record is from RefSeq and is a predicted model, not a curated record.